CGCUACCCGUAAACCCUACCUAGACAAAACCUGCAAACAAACACUUUCCCCAUCGCCACCGACUCUAUACAUCCCUCCCACCGUCAGUCACCGCGCAGCCGGCGAAGACCAGUGCCAGAAGUCCGACCUUCAAUGGCGGAAACAACGGAAAACCCAGAAAAACAGACUGAGCACAACCAAACAGAAGAAGAAGAAGAAGUAGAAGACCUGACCUUCGAAGAGCUCGGUCUGGACCCUCGUCUUACUCGCGCCCUCCUCAAGAAGCGAAUCCUCAAACCCACUCCCAUCCAGAGAGUCGCCAUUCCGCUUGUUCUCGAAGGCAAGGACGUGGUUGCUAGGGCGAAGACUGGUUCAGGAAAGACCUUCGCAUACCUCGUUCCGCUGCUUCAGAAGCUCUUCGCGGCUGAUUCUAGCUCCAGGAGUAAGCUAGCUCCAAGUGCUUUCGUUCUCGUCCCCACACGCGAACUCUGUCAACAAGUUUAUGGGGAAGUCUUGUCGCUCAUUGAAUUGUGCAGAGUUCAACUGAAAGUUGCUCAAUUGACGAGCAGUAUGUCUGCUUCUGAAUUGAGGAAUGCAUUGGUCGGGCCACCUGAUAUUCUGAUUUCGACCCCAGCUUGCAUUCCCAAGUGCAUGUCAGCUGGUGUUCUUCAAUCAACUUCUGUUAGCAGUUCCCUUGAGAUUCUUGUUCUUGACGAGGCGGAUCUUCUUUUGUCAUAUGGCUAUGAAGAUGAUAUAAAAGCAUUAACACCUCAUAUUCCUAAGAAUUGUCAGUGCCUGCUAAUGUCUGCUACUUCAAGCACUGAUGUUGAGAAACUGAAGAAGCUGAUACUUCAUAAUCCUUUCAUUUUGACUUUGCCUGAAGUGGGAGAUGUCAAGGAUGAUAUUAUCCCAAAAAAUGUUCAACAAUUUUGGAUAUCAUGCAGUGCUCGAGACAAGUUACUUUAUGUCCUCUCCCUCUUGAAGUUGGAGUUGGUUCAGAAGAAGGUUUUGAUAUUUACUAAUACAAUCGACAUGGGAUUCAGAUUGAGGUUGUUUUUAGAAAAGUUUGGAAUUAAAUCUGCUGUCCUAAAUGCCGAGCUGCCACAAAAUUCUCGUCUUCAUAUUCUUGAGGAAUUCAAUGCUGGGCUUUUUGAUUACUUGAUUGCAACUGAUGAUAGUGAAGUAAAAGAGAUGAAAGAUGUCAAUGGAGAGAGUAAUACUAAACAAAAGAAGUCUAGAAAGCAUGUCAAGCAAAAAUUGGACUCUGAAUUUGGUGUAGUGCGAGGACUUGACUUCAAAAAUGUGUAUACGGUCAUUAAUUUUGAAAUGCCUCGAAGCUCUGCGGGAUAUGUUCAUCGUAUUGGACGUACUGGAAGAGCAUUCAAUAGCGGCACCUCUAUCUCGCUUGUUUCUCUAGAAGAGAUGGAAAUUCUUGACGAAAUAAACUUCUUUUUAGGCAAUGAUGGAAACAAGGACGAAAAUGUGAUUGCCCCUUUUCCUUUACUUACGAAGAAUGCUGUGGAGUCGUUACGGUAUAGAGCUGAGGAUAUUGCAAAGAGUGUCACAAAAAUUGCUGUCCGAGAGUCACGAGCGCAGGAUUUAAGAAAUGAAAUUCUCAACUCUGAAAAGUUGAAGGCUCAUUUUGAAUCUAAUCCCGGGGAUUUAGAUUUGUUGAAGCACGAUAAGGUCCUAAGCAAGAAGCCCCCCGCCCCUCACCUACGCAAUGUUCCCGAGUACUUAGUGGACCCAACAACUCAAGAAGCAAGCAAGGUCGUUAAGCUUGCUAGAGCUGCCAUGGGAAAUACCAAUGCCAAUGGCCAUCGUGGAUCCAAAAAAACAUUCAGAAGAAAUAAAGAUCCUCUAAAGACUUUCUCUGCUGAGCAGGGACCUAAAAAAGGUCAUAGAGGGAUGAAGAGAGGAAGAAGCGGCAAUGACGUAAAAAAGGACAAAAAGAAGAGAUCUAUCUGAUUUAUUUAUUCAGCCAUUUCAAUUCUGCUUUUGUUUUUUUGGGGAUCAGUAUUGUUCCCUACAAUUUUGUAUGAAAUCAGUGUUUAUAAUUAGCAUCACCAGAAGCAUAAAACAAAGCUAAGAAGAUAAAUUUUGUUUAAUUACAAGAGCAUGUUGUGAUGUGUAGUCUACGACACCCAAGGCAAUUUCUUAGUA
Messenger RNA from Morus notabilis, 2142 nucleotides. Its product is annotated as DEAD-box ATP-dependent RNA helicase 16. Gene Ontology annotation, molecular function: ATP binding; RNA helicase activity; nucleic acid binding. Lineage: Eukaryota; Viridiplantae; Streptophyta; Magnoliopsida; Rosales; Moraceae. The coding region runs from base 133 to 1947 and encodes 604 amino acids. Gene Ontology annotation, cellular component: nucleolus. The record is from RefSeq and is a predicted model, not a curated record. The transcript is spliced from 15 exons.